UUUUUUUUUUAUCUGUGUGGCUGUGCUGAAAUCUGUACAACCGAUUCUCAUCAUUUUAAUCUGAUCAUCCCUUCCUCCUUGAUAUCCCUUGACCCCCUUGCAUAAUAUAAAAAAAAGUAUGUCUGCCCUUCGUUUUCCUAAUCUUCCUCCCUCAGAGCCUCAAGGAAGCGAUCUCCUUGCCCAAGAACGUGCCAGGGCCACAUUCUCAGUCCACGAUCUGUCUAUUUAUCUCUAUGGCGAGGAAUACCUUCAACGUCAGCAAAAGAUGCUCGAGUUGAUCGAGAAUGAACCUGCGUUCGACAAGUCUGACCGCUACUUCUUGGGUCGCACUGAGAGUUUUGCUAAUGCGCUCCGUAAGGAUUACACAUUGGUCAAGUUGUCUCAGGAACAGAAGUGGAGACCUGAAGAGUUCCAACAGGCCGAUCUCUUGAUCGAUCAGCCUGGCCCCUUCGGUCUUCAUCGUGGUAUGUUCAUGCCCACAUUAGUCUCUCAAGGAACAGAGGAACAGUAUGAAAAGUUUUUGAAGCCUGCGAUGAGAUAUGAAAUCAUUGGCUGUUAUGCUCAGACUGAGAUUGGACAUGGAAGCAAUGUCCAGGGAAUUGAGACUACAGCCACAUACAUUCCAGAGAGCGAUGAGUUUGAGAUCCAUACGCCUUACUUGACGGCUUGCAAGUGGUGGAUCGGAGGCCUUGGUAAGGCUGCAAAUCAUGCAGUUGUCAUGGCCCGUCUCAUUACUGCUGGAAAGGAUUAUGGCCCACAUGCCUUCUGUGUUCCCAUUCGUUCUAUGGAGGAUCACACUCUCCUGCCCGGUGUCAUGGCUGGAGACAUUGGCCCUAAGUUUGGGUACAACACCACAGAUAACGGAUGCAUGUGGUUCGAUCACUACCGUGUCCCACGCAUCUCGCUUUUGGCAAAAUACUCGAGCGUUAAACCCGGUUCAGGCGAAUAUGUCAAACCCCCCAACGACAAACUCUCCUAUGGCACAAUGGUUCUUAUUCGCGCCUCGCUCGUCGGUUUAGCCCGUUUGGGACUCUCGAAGGCAGUGACGAUUGCUACUCGUUACUCUGCAGUCCGCCGCCAGUUCGUGGAUAAGGAUUCGCCCAAGAUGAUGGGCAAACAAGUGAUUGAGACCCCAGUUUUGGACUACUCAAUGCAGCAAUACCGUCUCUUCCCUAUCAUUGCAGCAGCAUAUGCCUGUCACUUUACUAGUAAGGAGAUGAUGCGUCUCUACUACCUUAAUAUUAAGGAGAUGGCUGCUGGCAACUUCUCUCUCUUGGCAGAUGUCCAUGCCUCUAGCUCUGGACUCAAGUCACUCACCACUACUAUGGCUGCUGCAUCAAUUGAAGAGUGCCGUCGUGCCUGCGGAGGACAUGGUUUCUCAUCUUUCUCAGGUUUGCCAUUGAUGUUGCAGGAUUAUGCACCUAAUGUCACAUGGGAGGGAGAUAACUACAUGAUUACACAGCAGACAGGUCGUUACCUGUUCAAGUGCUUCCGUGACCUGGUUGCUAAGCGUGCAUCAGGCAAGUUCAAUGCCAGCUUGAUCACGAACCCUACAUUGGCCUACCUCAACACUUACUUGGACAAUCCCGAUCUCAAGUGCCCGGCUACCAGCCCGGCUCAGUUCCAUAACCCCGAGAUCCAGUUGGCUGCAUAUGGUCAGCGUGCAGCCUAUAUGAUUGCACAGAUUGUCCAUGCUUUGGAUGUGGAGAAACGCUCAUGGAACUCGAUGUUGGUGGAGAUUUACAACGCCUCUGUGGCUCACUGCCAGUUGAUCUUGGUUCAGAACUUUAUUUUGGGUAUCCGUGGUGACAUGCCUCAACCGGAGGGUGUUGUUGAACCCGAAAUCUCUACGGCAACAAAAGAGGCUUUGACAGAUCUGUCAGAUCUGUUUGCAUUACAUCAGAUCCAUAAACAACCUGGCGAGUUCUUGACCUCAGGAUAUAUUGAUGCUAAGCAGGUGUCGAUGAUGGGACAGGCGAUCAUGGAUUUGAUGGAGCACAAGAUCCGUCGCAAUGCAGUUGGAUUGGUGGACGCAUUUGCAUUCCCAGAUUAUUACCUCAACAGUGCUUUGGGACGUUUCGAUGGCAAAGUCUAUGAGGCCUACACAGAGAUGGCGACGCGGGAACCAAUCAAUCAGACUGAGGUCGUUGAAGGAUAUGAGAAAUAUAUUAAGCCUUUCACGAACCCUCAAGGAAAGCAAGGCAAAACUAUUCAAGCUCGUCUUUAAAAAGAGUGAUCAACCUCCUUUUUUAUUUUUUGUUUUUGAUUGAAUGUAAAUAUACACAUCAUGGUAAUAUUCCUAUUGAAUUUAUUAGAAUAAUAAAAUAACAACUUUCUUUAAUAAUAAUAAUAGCAAUAAUAAUAAAAGAAAAG
Messenger RNA from Lobosporangium transversale, 2373 nucleotides. Its product is annotated as acyl-CoA dehydrogenase/oxidase. The transcript is spliced from 2 exons. The record is from RefSeq and is a predicted model, not a curated record. Bases 119 to 2227 code for a protein of 702 amino acids. Gene Ontology annotation, biological process: lipid homeostasis; fatty acid beta-oxidation using acyl-CoA oxidase. Gene Ontology annotation, cellular component: peroxisome. Gene Ontology annotation, molecular function: fatty acid binding; acyl-CoA oxidase activity; FAD binding. Lineage: Eukaryota; Fungi; Mortierellomycota; Mortierellomycetes; Mortierellales; Mortierellaceae.